Molecule: messenger RNA, 578 nt
Organism: Fukomys damarensis (Damara mole-rat)
Lineage: Eukaryota; Metazoa; Chordata; Mammalia; Rodentia; Bathyergidae
Gene: Pip
Product: prolactin induced protein
Exons: 4
Coding region: 115-555 (146 amino acids)
Biological process (GO): regulation of immune system process; proteolysis
Cellular component (GO): extracellular region
Molecular function (GO): aspartic-type endopeptidase activity
Source: RefSeq, a predicted model, not a curated record
GAGUGAUUCAUCUCAUAGACUUGCCUGACAGCUCUUCCGCAUCCUGAUCUGCAUAUAAGAAGUGUGCUGGCUGGGACACUACUAUCCCUGGACAUCACCACUAAAUCCUCCACUAUGUUCACUCUCCAGCUCCUGUUCAGGGCCAGCCCUGCAGCCCUGCUCCUGGUUCUGUGCCUACAGCUGGGGAUCAGCACAGCUCAGGAAGACACUCGAAGGGCGAUAAUACUCAAUAUGGACGUUCCACAGACAGCAAGCGCAGGUGAAGAAAUCACCUUGAAGCUUAAUGUUCAGACAGAAUUGAGAGAAUGUAUGGUGAUUAAAACUUACCUCAUAAGCAGUACGCCAAUUGAUGGUGCCUUCAACUAUAAAUAUACUUCUUGCCUCUGUGAUGAUUAUCCAAGAAACUUCUACUGGGACUUUCAGAUCAACAGGACUGUAAAAAUCGCAGCAGUGGUUGACAUUGUCAGGGAGCUGAAUAUCUGCCCUGAAGAUAAAGCAGUGGUACCUAUCUGGACAAAUCGGGUUUAUGCUUUACAUACCCUGUACAUAUAUUAAUGGAAACUCUUGUGUGUCUCACA